Molecule: messenger RNA, 1204 nt
Organism: Panicum hallii
Lineage: Eukaryota; Viridiplantae; Streptophyta; Magnoliopsida; Poales; Poaceae
Exons: 5
Coding region: 209-958 (249 amino acids)
Source: RefSeq, a predicted model, not a curated record
UCUUCCCCCAAGCCUUUGCAGGCUCCUCCCCUCCAUCAUCGACGGGCACGUCUCCGUCCAGAUCCAGGCAGCAGGCAGCAGGCAUCUUUCCACCGCAGCUCCGCCUCUCUCCCUUCUCCCGCAGGCAUCCCCGUCGCCCUCGUUCCCGCUGGAUUGCAGCCGAGUGGAGAUCCAUCCGGACUUGUGUUGAUUUCUUCUUCUCCUGCCGAUGGCCGCUCCGAAUGGCCCCGCUACUUCUCCGGUGGUCACAUAUCCCUUCUACCCCGCUGGGGCGUUUCCCCAGCAAGCCGGGGAUGAUCAGGCUCAGGGCCCGGGGAUAUAUGCCAUACAGCAGAAUCAACUAGCAGCGGCAAUGGGAAUGGGGUGUUAUGCUCCAACUACACUCGUACCACUCACUUACAAGAUCCCAACGGAAAGUGUCGGUGCUCCGGCUGGUGAAGAGAAUGUACAGAAUGCUGGGCAGCAAAAUGGACCUCAAAGACAAGUUGUUGUGAGGAGGUUUCACUUUGCUUUUCAGCUUGACUUGGCCCUGAUCAUCAAACUAGCAGCAGUGGUCUUUCUGUUUAGCCAAGAGGGCUCAAAACAAAGGCUGUUUCUUCUAAUACUGUUUGCCUCAUUGAUUUACUUAUAUCAAACUGGAGCAAUUACACCUUUUGUAAGAUGGCUUCAGCGGGCAGGAGGUGUGGCCGCUCGUCCGCCGCAGGCUCCUGCUCGGGUGGAGAAUCGUGCUCCUCUACCUGCCCAGAAUGAUGGCAAUGGCCAACCCAAUGAUCCUGCAAACCCUGAUCAAGCUGCAGAGAAUCAGGAACCAGGGGCUGCAGCUGGUAAUGAGAACCCACAAGCAGCGGAGGGAGAAGGCAACCAGCGCAAUUGGCUUGGAGGCAUAUUGAAAGAGGUCCAGUUGGUUGUUGUAGGGUUUGUUGCAUCGCUUCUCCCUGGUUUUCAGCACAAUGAUUAGGCCUCAUCUUGUCACUGUGGAAUAAGUUAUCGGCAGUGAUAUAGUUAUUGUGACAUAGGGAGAAAAUAAACAAUUGUAUCAAGCGGCUCUAAGACGUUUAAGUGUUUAUACAUCAAUAUGUGGUUGUUGUUAAUGUUGUUUUGUCCCAUUUGCUUAUGUUCUCGUUGGUGGUACAUUUGUUGUAGAACUUGAACCUAUCUUGGGAUACUGGCAGUUCAAUGUAAAGAGUAGCCUGAUGCCCUUUCA